Messenger RNA from Quercus robur (English oak), 1314 nucleotides. RefSeq names its product F-box/kelch-repeat protein At2g44130-like. The record is from RefSeq and is a predicted model, not a curated record. Bases 123 to 1154 code for a protein of 343 amino acids. Gene Ontology annotation, biological process: regulation of phenylpropanoid metabolic process; negative regulation of cytokinin-activated signaling pathway. NCBI's taxonomy places the organism in Eukaryota, Viridiplantae, Streptophyta, Magnoliopsida, Fagales, Fagaceae. The transcript has a single exon. Gene Ontology annotation, molecular function: protein binding.
UCUUACUAUAAAAACCCAAUCCAGAAACCGAGAAAAUUCAACCUUUCUAAAGUUCUAAAAGUCUUCGGAUUAUCGAAUAUUCUAAGAAUAAACUAGUUCAAACUACUUCGAUACAGUACUAAAUGAAUGUCACUGAGUUUAUCGAGUUGCUCCCUGGCUUGCCCGAAGAACUCGCGCUUGAGUGCUUGACUCGUCUGCACUACUCGACUCACCGAGUCGCCGCCCGAGUUUGCCGCCGCUGGCGACACCUUCUUCACAGCAAGAACUUCUACUACCACAGAAGGCAAACUGGUCAUACCAUUAAAGCGGCUUGCUUAGUUCAGUCACUCCCGGUUCUGCCCGGUUCAGACGAGGCUAAACCGGUUGGACCGCCAGCUUAUGGAGUGGCCGUGUUUGACCCGGUGAGUGGAAACUGGGACCGAGUUGACCCGGUUCCUGAGUACCCAGAUGGGCUUCCUUUGUUCUGUAAAGUGACGAGCUCGGAGGGCAAACUCGUGGUCAUGGGAGGGUGGAACCCGGUGAAUUAUGAACCGGUGAAGGACGUGUUUGUGUACGAGUUCACGACUCAGCAGUGGAGGAAAGGCAAGGACAUGCCUGAGAAUCGGUCAUUCUUCGCUGCUGGUGAGUUGGGUGGGCGAGUUUUCAUCGCGGGUGGACACGACGAGAGCAAGAACGCGUUGAGUUCAGCUUGGGUUUACGAUGUUAGAGAAGACGAGUGGGCCGAGUUGACUCGGAUGAGUCAGGGCCGAGACGAGUGCGAAGGGGUCGUAAUUGGGUCCGAGUUCUGGGUUGUGAGUGGGUAUGGGACUGAGAGUCAAGGGGACUUUGAGAGAAGCGCAGAGGUGUAUGAACUCGGGACGAGUCAGUGGAGGCGAGUCGAGGAGGCGUGGAAUGUGACUCAGUGCCCCAAGUCCUGUGUUGGUGUUGGAAAAGAUGGGAAGCUGUUUUGCUGGGCUGAGUCUAACUCGGAAGUCCGAGUUGGAGCUUGUGGGAUUGAGAUGGGUGGAAUGACGUUUCUGUCCGGGUCGGCUUUCCAAGGAGGAUCGCAAGGGUUCUUCUUAGUGAAAGGGCAAAAUGGUAAACUGGAGAGGAUAAUAGAAGUGCCCGAAGAGUUUUCAGGGUUCGUGCAAUCAGGUUGCUUCGUAGAGAUCUAAUUCCCAUUAAGGCAAUUCUUGAUACAUAUUGCCGUGUACAAAAUCAUGAGUGUACUUUAAGAAAUAGUGUAAAUUUUGUGGGAGGUUGAUUAGACUAAAGUAUAAUGUUUCUUUGUGCUUUGAGAUGAAAGUAACUAAGGUUGGUAGUUUAUCCCACAAA